Messenger RNA from Apus apus (common swift), 1911 nucleotides. It is a transcript of the gene SHROOM1, whose product is annotated as shroom family member 1. Bases 1 to 1380 code for a protein of 459 amino acids. Gene Ontology annotation, biological process: actin filament organization. The transcript is spliced from 7 exons. NCBI's taxonomy places the organism in Eukaryota, Metazoa, Chordata, Aves, Apodiformes, Apodidae. Gene Ontology annotation, cellular component: cortical actin cytoskeleton; apical junction complex; apical plasma membrane. Gene Ontology annotation, molecular function: actin filament binding. The record is from RefSeq and is a predicted model, not a curated record.
AUGCCUGUGGCUGCAGGAGCUAGCUGUGCUCCCUUUGGACAAGCCUUCAGAUUCCUAGAGGGCUCUGGUGGCUGUGCAGUGACACCCUCUCGGUGUGUCGGGAGCUCCCUGGACACCCCCAGUUUCCAUGAUCCUCAGAAAGAUGCAUCUAAGAACCAGGAAUAUAAAGACAAUGGCAUAAUUGGACGUGUGUGUUGUCAGGAUAGUAAGGAGCUACCUCAUGAAACCCCUAUUCCUGCCCCAAGAAGUGGAACCAAGGAGGAUGCUCGGGCGGAGGAGGAAAGCAGAACUAAUUCUCCAGAUGGCAACACUUCAAUAAAUUGUGGAGAGCAGCAGCCUGCAGCUCCUCAGGAGACAGUAACGUACAGCCACACCAGGCAAGCUCUGCCUCCCCAGGGUGACAGAGAUACAGCCAAAGGGUCAUCUGUGGAGGACACCUCUGUGCACAACAGCCAAGGUGAAGUUCUCCCCGAGACAGAGGUGGAUCUGCCCAAAAGCAGACUGCAGGCUCCUGAAGACCAGUGGUACCAAGAACUUGCUCUGGAGAUCAUUGCCAAAGACAGUUCUCUGGUUGAUAUUCUCAUGCCUUAUCCUGUUAGAAGAACUGUUCUGGACCUGAUGGAGGGUCUGUUUCCUGUCAGUGUUUCCAUGCUGGAUAGAUCACACAGGACCGAGGGGGAUGUACAGCAUGCACGGGCCAACCACAGGAAAAGUAGUAGAGAUGCAGCAGCAGAGUGUCCUGAAUCUGAACAUGGUGCUGAGCAGAGUGAGGAUCCUACCCCUAAGGAAAGCCAAGUCCUGACCAGGAGCAGAGACAGCACGAGAGACCUGGAUGACAUCACAUCUAAGAAGCUGGAGCUGCUGUCGUGGCUGCGGGGGAAGCUGCAGGCGCUGUGGGAGCGGCGGGAGCAGGUGGUGCGGGCGGCGCGGGCCAGCGCGCGGCGCGGGCGGCAGCUGGAGGCCACGCUGCGCGGGCUCUGCAAGCCCAACGAGUUCGAGCGCUACAUGAUGUUCAUCGGGGACCUGGAGAAGGUGGUGAACCUCUUGCUCUGCCUGUCCAGCCGCCUGGCCCGCGUCCAGAACGCCAUGAGGAGGGUGGAUGGCAGCACGGAUGCUGAGGAGAAGCAAUCGCUGAAUGAACGGCACCAGCUCCUGUCGAGGCAGCGCGAAGACGCAAAAGACCUGAAAGAGAACCUGGAUCGCAGGGAAAGAGUUGUCUCUGGCAUCCUGGCCAAGUACCUGAAUGAGCAGCAGCUCCAGGACUACCAGCACUUUGUCCAAGUCAAGACCUCCUUGCUGAUCGAGCAGAAGGACCUCGAAGAGCAGAUUAAAUUUUUUGAAGAACAGUUGGAAAGCCUGGAAGCCAGCAUCCCCCUCUAGCCCCCCCAAGGGGACCCUGUUGAUGCACAUCCUGAUUGGUGACGUUUCCCUGGACAUCCCCACACACUCAGCGUGGGGAAUUCCUGCAAACCUGUUUGUGUCAUGGUACUGACAAGUGCUGAGAUGCUCUGGGAUGCUCUAGGCACGCUCUGGACAUGCCUUGCCCUGUGGACAGGCCAACUGCUGGUGUCCUGCAGGCUGCAGCUGGAACCGACGGGUGGGAUGCAUUGCUCCUGGUAACUUGGCGUGUAUUUCCCCUCCUUCUUCUCUGUCCAUCUGCUUCCAGAUUGACAUGAUGUCAGUAAAAGAAUGAUCCAAAUAUUUUUCUCUAGUGGGUGGGCUGAGUGUUUGAAAUGAAAAAUGAUGUGGGUGUUCAGAUUCCAACUGGAGAUCGCACGAAGCCUUGGGAAGUGUUAGGGACCAUUCCAGUGAAACUCCUGCACUCGUUUCUACUGUUUAUAUGUAUGACACAGUAAAAACACACUAUAAUGGAAUAAAACAAUUAUUUCCUCUCUUGGCAGUUGCCACCCA